AUGGUCAAGUCACAGGAGAGUCGAUUAAAGCUGGCUAUGGAUCAGAUUGAGAAGAAACAUGAAGAGCGUUUAAAGCAUCAUGCUCGAAAUUUUGAGUAUGAGAUUACAAAACUCUGUGAUGUUGCAAAAGUAUAUCAUGAGAUUAUUGUAGAGCAAUUCAAGAAGGUCCACGACUCUAUAAACCUCAAGGUUGAUGUCCUUGCUGAUGCAAUCACAAAAUUUAUGGAGUAUCACACUUCGUUCUCAACCAAGCUCGAUGCUAAGUCAAAACAAGAUUCUAAAGUGUUUGAAAAGUUGUAG
Lactuca saligna is the source of this 300-nucleotide messenger RNA. Lineage: Eukaryota; Viridiplantae; Streptophyta; Magnoliopsida; Asterales; Asteraceae. The record is from the annotation of a GenBank genome assembly.